GUUUUCUUUUGCUUGCCCCUGGUUUUGAUCAUUUCUCUCUUUUUAUUUAUUUAUUUUGUUUGCUUCAAAUAUCAAAAAAAAAAAAAAAAAUGGAGUCAAUACCUUUUGAUAUUGUUCAUUGUUCUUCAUUUGAGUCAGGUUAUGAACCUGAACAAUUAAUUUUAACACAAGAAGAAGGACAACCAAAAUUAUUAUUUCAAGAUAUAGGUGAAAGAAAAGGAUGGCAAACUAAAAAGUAUACAGAAUACCCGCAAGACUUAAUUUUACAACUACAAUCAGGCUUGUGCCAUCUUUCAAAAGUGGAAAUUUUAUCUCAUCAUUAUAAAAUAGCUUCUCAAAUAGAGUUAUAUACUGGUAUCACCAAAGAUCAAGAAGAAGAUUCAACUUUUAUACAAUUUACAAGACUAGGCUUUGUCAACCUAGUGAAUAAUCAGCGUUGUCAAGGUCGGGAAUUGAAGACAAUCCAAAUUCAAGCGGAAGCCGAAUAUAUUCGCCUAGUGAUCAAAGGUUGCCACGAGAACAAAUUAAACACGCAUCAGCAAGUUGGAUUCAUCGCUUUAAAUAUUGUAGGACAACCUAUUAUGAAUACAGCUUUUCAAUAUGAACAAUUGAAACAAGACCACCUAUCAUUAGAAGCUCAUCCAAACAUAACAAUAGGAGUAGGUAUAUCUACUGAUCUGGAAUUAUUAAAACAUUGGAUUCAUGUUAUUCAAAAUGCUGAAGAUGAGUCUGCACAAGAGGAAGAUUAUAAAGAAGCAAAAAUUUAUAAGGAAAUAGGAGACCAAUUAGCACAUUUAUGGAGAUUUUUAUUCAACUUAGAACAGGAUAAGCUGCAAGCAGUAGCUACAAAAGAUUAUGAUGAAGCUGAUAAAAUAAAGGCUGAUAUAAUUCAAGUUAAAAGAACAGCCGAAUCUAUUUUGCAACAAGCUGGUAUACAAAUUACAAGUGAGGGCGAUAUUUUACCAUAUGAUGAUAUCAUUAGUACUGACCAGGAAAAUAAUAAAGAAGAGAAUCAAGUAGAAUAUAAUGGCAAUGAAGAUAAUGAUCAAAGGCAUGAUAUUAGAACAGAAUCAUCUACAAUAGAAGCGAAUCCAGAUCAGCAUCAUAGCGUCAUCACUAAUCCAAAAUAUAAUACCGACAAUCAUGAAUUAUUAGAUGAAGCUAUUGCAAAUUGGACAAGUUUUGAUGCUCUUUCAAUUCAAGAUGAGAAUAAUAAAGUAGAGCAGCAUUCACCUUUAUUAUUACCUAAAAGUAAAACAUCCCAACAAGCUACUAUUAAUAGUAAUAAGAAUGAUUUAUCUAAAGCAGUGAAAAAUAACAGUAAAAAAUCAAAGCAACAACUAAAUAAGAGUCGACAUUCUGAUAUGAUAACGCCUGAGCCUUUAUCAACAGACGAUCGAGAAGCAUGCCAGCUAUCUAUAUCAUUGUUUGGGGAAGACUUAGUUGCCUGUAUCAUGAGUGUAAAGACCAGAUGUCGACAAAAAGGUUUAAAUGAACUAUUAUUACAUAUUCAAGAAAAUCGAACUCAAAAUGAUGUGACAUUCAUUCAUGCAUGCCUUAUUUUAAUUCAAGAAGUUACUAUGGACUCUAGAGAAACUAUUUUUAAUCAAGCAAUGGUUGCAUGGAAAGAUAUUUUUGAAAUAUGUCAGAGAAUAAUUGCUGAAGAAAAUAGUGAAAAUAGGAAUAUAUUAUAUCCUUGGAUAGAAAAAUUUUUUUCAAGAGUAUUGGUGCGUACUAAUGACACAAAUUCCGGUAUUCGACAGUCUUCCACACAAGUUAUUCUUGAUCUUCUUCAAUUAUACGACUUAUCAUUAAUUCUUCUUUGUGUGAAUAAAGAUAGAAAUACGAUUAUUCGUAGCAUAAAAGAUAGUAAAGCACGGAUAGCCUUGAUAACUACAAUCACUAAAAAAGUAUUAAUACUUCAAUGGAGUAACAAAAAGAAUAAUAGGGUCUAUUGCCAGGAACUGAUCAUGUUUAUAACUUCUUAUCUAAAGCAUCAUUCUCAUACUGAAGUUCGCAAGUCUGCAUGGAAACUUUUGGUUAUUAUUGCUCAACAUCAAGAUACAGAAGGUGUCAAAUAUAUUUGCAGCUUUUUAGAUAGUGAUAUGAUAAAAAUGCUUCAACAAGAACUUAAACAGGAAAAGAAAAAGAAAAAAUUAUUAUCAUCUUCUAAUUCAGCUACAGUACAGGGACUGAAAGUUUCCACUGAUAAAUCCAAAAAUAACGGUUCUACAAUAGCAAAAAAAUCAACAAAACAAGCAAAGCCUAGCAAUGAAAAACGAGUUCAGAAUAAUAUGAAUUCUUCAGGAACAACAAAGGAAAUGAAGAAGAAUAAGACUAAACAACAGCAAGAAGAGCAAGAAGAAAAAACGAAUGUGUGCAUUUUCUGUGAUGAAGUUAAUAAUAACUUCAAUGAAGAUACCCUUAUUUCACAUUAUUAUAAUCAUUGUCCAGUGCUCACCAAUUGUUCCAUGUGUCAAAUAAUUUUAGAAGUAUCUACGCUAAAAGAACAUUUUCAAAAUGAUUGCGAAAGAAAACAUUUAGUGAAACAAUGCAAUAAUUGUAAACAAUUUAUUCCUGUUGAACAAUGGUUACAGCAUACUCUUAAAAAUAUUUGUCCUGAUAUUAUAGUGACUUCAGAUAAUCAAUCAAGAUGUGCAUACUGUCAAUUGGAUAUGACAGAUUCAACGGAAACAGAUUGGAAAAUACAUUUAAUUAAUGAAUGUCCUAAAAAUCUAAGAAGAAACUAA
Cokeromyces recurvatus is the source of this 2750-nucleotide messenger RNA. RefSeq lists its product as uncharacterized. Bases 90 to 2750 code for a protein of 886 amino acids. NCBI's taxonomy places the organism in Eukaryota, Fungi, Mucoromycota, Mucoromycetes, Mucorales, Mucoraceae. The transcript is spliced from 15 exons. The record is from RefSeq and is a predicted model, not a curated record. Gene Ontology annotation, cellular component: cilium.